UGUGCCGGUCAAAUAAAAGUCCAUGGGUCUGUCUGACGUGCUCAAGUGUCCAUUGUGGAAGAUAUGUGAAUGGCCAUGCAAAAAAGCAUUAUGAAGAUGCACAGAUUCCUAUGACCAAUCAUAAGAAAACAGAAAAACAAGAGAAAGUUCAGCAUACUGUGUGUAUGGAUUGCAGUAGUUACAGUACAUACUGUUAUCGCUGCGAUGAUUUUGUAGUCAAUGAUACCAAGCUGGGCCUGGUACAGAAGGUCAGAGAGCACCUACAGAACUUGGAAAACUCAGCCUUUACAUCAGACAGACAUAGGAAAAGAAAACUAUUGGAAAACUCAUCUCUGAACAGCAAGUUAUUAAAAGUAAAUGGAAGCACCACUGCCCUUUGUGCCACAGGCCUUCGGAACCUGGGGAAUACGUGUUUCAUGAAUGCAAUCCUUCAGUCACUCAGUAACAUUCAACAGUUCUGCUGUUACUUCAAAGAGUUGCCUGCUGUGGAGCUGAGGAAUGGGAAGACAGCAGGCAGGCGAACUUACCAUACCAGGAGCCAGGGGGAUAACAAUGUUUCAUUGGUGGAAGAAUUCAGAAAGACACUCUGUGCUUUAUGGCAAGGAAGCCAAACUGCAUUUAGUCCAGAGUCUUUAUUUUAUGUUGUUUGGAAAAUCAUGCCAAAUUUUAGGGGGUACCAGCAACAGGAUGCCCACGAGUUCAUGCGUUACCUUUUGGACCAUCUACACCUGGAACUCCAGGGUGGCUUCAAUGGCGUUUCACGUUCAGUAAUUUUGCAAGAAAAUUCUAGUCUGUCUGCAAGCAACAAAUGUUGCAUAAAUGGAGCGUCUACUGUUGUCACAGCGAUUUUUGGAGGCAUUCUUCAAAAUGAAGUCAACUGCCUAAUAUGUGGGACUGAAUCUAGAAAGUUUGACCCAUUCCUAGACCUUUCGCUAGAUAUUCCAAGUCAGUUCAGAAAUAAACGUACUAAAAAUCAAGAAAAUGGACCAAUGUGCACACUACGAGAUUGUCUUCGCAGUUUUACAGACCUGGAAGAACUUGAUGAGACAGAGCUGUAUAUGUGUCACAAAUGCAAAAAGAAACAGAAGUCCACCAAAAAAUUCUGGAUUCAGAAACUACCAAAGGUGCUAUGCUUACACUUGAAACGAUUUCACUGGACAGCAUAUUUGAGAAACAAGGUUGAUACAUAUGUUGAGUUUCCCUUACGAGGCCUAGACAUGAAAUGCUACUUGUUAGAGCCUGAAAACAGUGGCCCAGAAAGCUGCCUGUACGACCUUGCGGCUGUUGUUGUGCAUCAUGGUUCAGGCGUUGGCUCUGGACAUUACACCGCAUAUGCAGCUCACGAAGGCCGUUGGUUCCAUUUCAACGACAGUACUGUAACUUUGACCGAUGAGGAGACUGUGGUAAAGGCCAAGGCCUACAUCCUCUUCUACGUGGAACGGCAAGCCAAAUCUGGAUCAGAUAAACUUUAAUACCUCCUUUUAAUUCUCGCUUAUCAAGUUCACCGGACAAAACAUUUCCAUUUUUCCAUAAAUACUUGAUCCAAGACUAUUAAUUUCAUUGUGCACUUUUCAAUUUCCUCUUGUGGGUUUGUUUUGUUGUGUCAAUGGUAGCAUUUGACUUACUGAACUUGGACACAAACUAACUUUUUUUUUUUUUUUAGUUAUACCAGAAAACCUCAGCAGAUUUUGAUUUGCUGCUUUAGUUGUGAUAACUCAAUUUUUAUAUAUAUAGUUUCAUGAAAUACUUAGUUAUUUGACUUUUUUUAUAUUAAUGUUUUCAGUUCUCACUUUCUAAAGGCACAUUUACAUCAGAGAAGCUUUCUAUCCUCCUUACAAGCAAGAUAAAUGUGCUUCUGAUUAUGAAGAGCAAUACAACUUCAUGCUGUUCUCACAGCUGUUAUGUAGAUAUGAUUUAAUCUCUUUAAAAAUCAAGGAAUUGUUUGCACGUGCUAUUUUCCCUCGUGCAAGAAACUAAACAGCGACCUCUGAACAAUCAUUCUUUGUCUGCAGAAG
Pelecanus crispus (Dalmatian pelican) is the source of this 2015-nucleotide messenger RNA. Lineage: Eukaryota; Metazoa; Chordata; Aves; Pelecaniformes; Pelecanidae. The record is from RefSeq and is a predicted model, not a curated record.